AUGAAUAUUUUUAAUGCUAGAUGUUGUCUUUUAACUUUAUUUUUUUUUCUUUUCGAGAAAAAAUUUUGCAAAAGGGAUGCCGCCUUAAAUUACGUUUUUUCCCAUGAAAGUGAGGAACGUAAGGGUAGCGCAGGGACAUUUGCAUUGAGCAAUGAACCCAUUUAUUACGCCCCUAGUGGGGGGAUGGCGUCGUGCGCGACCAUCAACAGACAGUUAAGCGAGGAUGAAGAGGAUAGCGAUGAAGCUGACAGUGAAGACAGAGAUGACGGUGGCAGCUUUCCCGGGAGAAGUUCUCCAUACGAAGAAGGAAAAAAGAGUGACCUUGUUAACGAUACACCCAAGGAUAACCUCGACGGAGAUUUGGAUGAAGAUACCGCAGAAGAUGGAGAAGCGAAGAGAAAGAUGAGUAAGAAGGAGGAAGAGGAGGAGGAUAAAAAAAUUGACAAUUUGGUAAAUGCGGAAAUGAUAAAGCACGAAGCGGACAAUAAUUCCGACGAGGAAUUGGACGCAGAACCAGACAAGGAGGGCCACGGAAGUGCCCAACGAAGUGCCCAAGGACGAAGGCCAAGGAUGAGAUGUUCAAACAAGCUAAAUUACAUAGAGGUGACGGCGAAUGAGCAAGGGGGAAAUGACCUAUUUAGCGAAAACGAUGAGGAGAGUGGCCCAGAUUUCGUGGAAAUACCCCAUAAGGCUAAGGAAGAUAUUAACGGUAUGCCAACUAAGCACAACGAAAGGGAAGAAGCACAUGACCGUAUUGACCGAGCGGAAAAAGAAACAAACACGAAGGACCUAAAAUUUGUGGAGGGGAAUGUCUUCAUGCAGGAGGGAGAAAAACACAGCGAAGUUUUAACUGACUCAAUUAAGGAACAAGAAAGAAGAAGGAGUAGUUCUUCCUCAUCCAAUGGACAUAUACAAAACAAUUUUGUCGACCUCAAAAUAAUACCUGAUAAAUUACCCCUUCAUUUUACCAACUCCUCUGGUACCCUAUACCACAAAAACAUGGAGAAAGAUGUACAUAAGCAUUUACCCUGGUCUAUCCUACCACCGGACUCUCCUUCCAACCGAGGGUCUUUGGCAGAUGUCAACAGUAGUGCGUACAAUGUGAGUCCAUUCAGCUUCAUCUCAAUACAUACUCAUAAUGCUUUGCACCUAAUGCCCAUGAAUUUUCAAGUCCAGAAUUCCAUCAUGAGGAUAAGUGAUGAGGCGUUUGACAAAUUACAGCUUAAAAACAGUGUCCAUGUGUAUGACAAAAAUGAAUUGGUAGACUAUAAGUAUGAGAACUUUGAGGUGAAGGAAGGAGAAGAAUAUAAUGACGGGAAUGAGUUGAAUGAGGAGAAGGAUGUGGGAGAGAGGGGUUCUGAUGGGGAGGCAGAUGAAAAUACAGAUUCGAAUUCAGAUCAGAACAACAAUUCGGAGGGACGUGGAUUCUUCGAUGGAACCUUGGUCACCUACACCAUUGUCAUUUUAAUAGGUGUUAUAAUUCUGCUCCUAAGUUUUGUCAUUUAUUACUACGACUUAAUAAACAAGGUGAAGAGGCGAAUGAGUGCAAAGAGGAAGAACAACAAAUCUAUGACCAUCGCGAAUGAUAAUUCUGCAGGGAUGUACAUGGACAACGCCUACAAGGAGAGUCCCCAUGUUUGA
Molecule: messenger RNA, 1641 nt
Organism: Plasmodium knowlesi strain H
Lineage: Eukaryota; Apicomplexa; Aconoidasida; Haemosporida; Plasmodiidae
Product: conserved Plasmodium protein, unknown function
Exons: 1
Coding region: 1-1641 (546 amino acids)
Source: RefSeq, a predicted model, not a curated record